Nestor notabilis (Kea) is the source of this 3578-nucleotide messenger RNA. RefSeq names its product ELM2 and Myb/SANT-like domain containing 1 (gene MIDEAS). NCBI's taxonomy places the organism in Eukaryota, Metazoa, Chordata, Aves, Psittaciformes, Psittacidae. The transcript has 12 exons. Gene Ontology annotation, cellular component: transcription regulator complex; histone deacetylase complex. The record is from RefSeq and is a predicted model, not a curated record. Bases 231 to 3578 code for a protein of 1115 amino acids. Gene Ontology annotation, biological process: negative regulation of DNA-templated transcription; regulation of transcription by RNA polymerase II. Gene Ontology annotation, molecular function: transcription corepressor activity.
UGUAACUAAGUGGACCCUACUGACCACUGAACCACAAAGCGUAAGAGUGAAAAGAAGUGGGAGAAACACGUGAAGAAGAAGGAAGUGAGGCACUUUCCUCUGGACUGCUUUCCUGCCCUUUAUUACUAAAACUGAAUGGAAAAGAGAGACUUCUGUGCCUUUCCUCCCCCAACCUCAGGGAUGGGUGGAUUGUAAGUACAGUGUGUGCAGCUGGGAGAAUAGACUGAACCAUGAAUCUUCAGGCUCAGCAAAAGUCUUCAAACAAAAGGACUGGGAAACGAAUUGCCUAUUUUAAUGAGCAGGAAAUAGCUGUGUCCUCAAAAGAACCUCAGCAGCCGCUGAAGGAAGGGCAGUACUAUGGCCAUGGAGGGAAUAUACCGGUCUCCCAAACUAUGGAGAUUUCUCACGCAGGAGGAUUAACAAGUGCCCCCAACAAUGUUGCUUUGAUGAACUCUGUUUACAAUCAAGAUAGGGGAGAAUCAAUGAUGAUGUCCCAGGCAGUAACAGCUGUCAAAUGGCAGAAUUCCCUAAUGGGAAAUCGGUUGCCAGAGAGGGGUGAUGGCCACUGGCAGUCUCCACCUUCGAUGUGGAACCAUGGUAUGGUUUUUGGAGGCAACCCAAAAGGACCCCACGCCAAUGCUGGUGCCCCAGGCUUCUAUGGCCAUGCAGAAGCCCUUAAAAGAAAUCAAGAGAAAGGAGUGUUUGUGUCCCAGCUGGAUUUGUACGGAGAUGCUGUCCAGCAGAUGAUUUCGCAGAAGGCUCAGCUGGAACAGCAAGCCCUGGUUAGGCAGCAAGCUCAAAUGAAUUCUUUCCAUCAGAUGCAGAAACAGCAGCAGCAGAAUCAGAGUCUGCCAUUACAGCCUUUCCAACUUGCAUUUGGUCACCAAGGCCAAAAGCAGGGUCUUCCUGAAUUGUUACAUGUCUUUCAAGAAGCCCCAGCUUCUUCCAGUCCAGCAUUUACUGCUCAGCAAAAACAGCAAGCUCUUCCCCAACUACAGCUGUUUGAAAAUUUUUACCCUCAACAGCAGCAGCAACAGGCUGCCACACAAGCCUUCAGCCUGCAGCAAACUACUUCCAUAGCACAGCCUCAUGUGGCAGCUGCAGCACCUCAGCAUCACAUGAUGGCACACCAGUUUCAGCAAACAGAGAGGAACCAGGAACUAUUCAAGGCUCUAACAGAGCAGAACCAACAGACUGUGCUACCUCAGACCCAGAUUCCCUUUCCAAGAAGGUCACGGAGACUCUCCAAAGAAGGUGUCCUGCUGACAUCUGCAGGAGAAGUGUUGGCUUCCAAGCAGUCAGAAGAACAACCUAGCAAUUUAUUCCUGCAUCACUGGCAAACCCAUCAGCAGGAGGUCCCAUUACAGCAGCCACCUGAAUCACUGGCCCACAACAAAAGCAACUAUUUGCACCCCAAGAGACUGGAUAUGGGGCAGAAGGAUGUCCUGGUCAAUAGUGAGCUGUGCCAGAUGGAAAGAGACAGACAAACCACAGCCCAGAAUGGUAGAGAUGAAGAGAAACAGGCAGCAGCAGCUGAAGAAAACACUCAGAGAACUAAUGAUUUUCAGGGUGUCAGAGGUGGUGUCAUCCAGAGUACACGACGGAGACGGCGUGUUUCUCAAGAAGCCAAUUUGCUAACUUUGGCUCAAAAAGCUGUUGAGCUGGCUUCUCUUCAGAAUGUAAAGGAAGCGGAUACUUCAGAAGAGAAGAGUGUGUUGAUAGCAGCUCCAGGACCUACAGCUGCAAAAAGUGUGGUGGAAUUUGCCAGUUCUUCACCAGCUCCCAAAAGAGCCCGAGAGGAUAACAGCCUCGUGCCUCUUAUCAUUCCUGUGUCUGUGCCAGUGAGAAAAAUUGACUUGCAGAGCCUUGGGAAAGAAAAGUCUGAGGAUGGAAAGCUCCAGAGAGGCCAGACAAAUGAUCGAGCUCCUUGUGAACGCAAGCCUUCUGUGAUAGUCACUCGGAGGCGAUCUAAUCGUAGUACUAACAUGGAAACCUCAAAUCAGCAUGAAGAUGCUGUUCCAAAGGAUGAAGCAGAGGGCUUUGCCCGGAAACCAAAGCAGCGGCCACGACCUGAGCCACUCUUCAUUCCACCAAAAGCUGGCACCUUCAUUGCACCACCUGUUUAUUCUAACAUUACUCCAUAUCAGAGCCACUUACGGUCACCUGUCCGUCUGGCAGAUCAUCCUUCGGACAGGAACUUCGAGCUACCUCCUUACACUCCUCCACCAAUUCUUAGCCCAGUGAGAGAAGGAUCUGGGCUGUAUUUUAAUGCUAUCCUCUCUUCAAGCGGUCAUUCUGUUCCACCUCCAAUGACUCCUAAAAGUGCUCACAGAACUCUGCUUAGAUCAAACAGUACAGAAGUUACCCCUCCUGUUCUUACAGUAGUGGGAGAAGCCACGCCGGUCAGCAUUGAACCGAGAAUAAAUGUAGGAACUCGCUUUCAAGCAGAAAUCCCAUCACUCCAAGACAGAUCUCUGGCAGCAGAUGAUGAACAUAAAGCAGAGCUGGUGUGGCAGCCGUGGGGCGACCUGGAAACCAACAAAGUCACCCAAGAGAAUGUGGAAAACCUGCUAGCUGCUGCCUGUUCAAGCAUUUUUCCUGGAGCUGGAACCAACCAGGAGCUGGCGUUGCAUUUCUUACAUGAAGCAAAGGGAAGCAUUCUGGGAGCUUUGACCAAACUGCUGUUGCAGAGGCCAGUACGAUCGCCUACCCACCCUUUGGCAGAUUAUCACUACACAGGAUCAGACAAGUGGAAAGUUGCUGAAAAAAAACUUUUCAACAAAGGAAUUGCGAUCUACAAGAAAGACUUUUUCUUGGUCCAAAAACUUAUAAAAACCAAAACAGUGGCCCAGUGUGUGGAAUUCUACUACACGUACAAGAAACAGGUGAAAAUUGGUCGGAAUGGGACCUUAAUCUUUGGGGACAUUGAUGUUGCUAAUGAGAAAUCGAUGAAAGAUGAAGCUGAAGUAGACAUCAAGAGUUCCCAUAGGUUUGCACGUGUUCUUCCUCCCAGAAGGGACAUUUACAGUGAAGAACAGGGGCAUGUGGAGGAAGAAGAGGAGGAGGAAGAAGAAGAGGCAGAGGAAGGGUUGGAUAACAGAAAGAAGAGCAGCACAGUUCCACUCAAAGAUGAACAGACACUACAAGAUGGUGUAACAGCCAGUGAUGCCAGUCUGAGGAGUCAAGAGGCAACUGUCACAGGCAGAGUUGGAAGGAAGCCGAGGGAGGCAACAGUGAAGCCUCGAAAGCCUAUUGCUGCUCCAGUGCAGAGGAGGAGGCGGAAACAGAAGAUAAAAUCAGAUGCUACUAGUAAAACUCCAAACACAGAAAACGCAUUUCCAUGUAAAAAAUGUGGCAGGGUCUUCUACAAGGUGAAGAGCCGCAGUGCUCACAUGAAAAGCCACGCAGAGCAGGAAAAGAAGGCAGCUGCACUGAAGCAGCAAGAGAAGGAGGCAGCAGCAGCAGCGGCGGCGGCAGCAGCAGCCCACAGCCAGGCCCAGCGGGAAGAGAGCAGCGAGAGUGGGAGCAGCAGCAGUGGAAGCAGCAGUGUGAGCUCGGAUGAAGAAGGAGAAAUAUAG